This is a messenger RNA of Mesoplodon densirostris (Blainville's beaked whale), 1304 nucleotides long. It is a transcript of the gene COPS5, whose product is annotated as COP9 signalosome subunit 5. The record is from RefSeq and is a predicted model, not a curated record. The transcript is spliced from 8 exons. Gene Ontology annotation, molecular function: deNEDDylase activity; metallopeptidase activity; protein binding. NCBI's taxonomy places the organism in Eukaryota, Metazoa, Chordata, Mammalia, Artiodactyla, Ziphiidae. The coding region runs from base 171 to 1148 and encodes 325 amino acids. Gene Ontology annotation, cellular component: cytoplasm; COP9 signalosome. Gene Ontology annotation, biological process: protein deneddylation.
CGGGAGGCUAUACCAUUCCCUGCGUAAUCACCGUUUUUGUCCUAAUUCACACGUACAGUUUUCCAAGAUCACGCGUUCUCAUUUCAGCCAUAAAAAGAUUCCUCUGUCUCUACUACUGCUUAACUGCUGUUUAUACCGUCGCGUUCUCGAAGGACCCCCGCCAUUCCCGAAUGGUCCGUACCAACUUCACCUCCGGUGCUAGGUGUCAUGGCGGCCUCGAGAGUCUAGUGCGAGUUUGUACCUGUGCUGGGGCGGGUCCGGAGCCCACAACCGGAAACCCAGCGAGUCACCAUUACUUUAAGUACUGCAAAAUCUCAGCAUUGGCUCUACUGAAAAUGGUGAUGCAUGCCAGAUCAGGAGGCAACUUGGAAGUGAUGGGCUUGAUGCUGGGAAAGGUGGAUGGUGAAACCAUGAUCAUUAUGGACAGUUUUGCUUUGCCUGUAGAGGGCACUGAAACCCGAGUAAAUGCUCAGGCUGCUGCAUAUGAGUAUAUGGCCGCAUACAUAGAAAAUGCCAAACAGGUCGGCCGCCUUGAAAAUGCAAUUGGCUGGUAUCAUAGCCACCCUGGCUAUGGCUGCUGGCUUUCUGGGAUUGAUGUUAGUACUCAGAUGCUCAAUCAGCAGUUCCAGGAACCAUUUGUAGCCGUGGUAAUUGACCCAACAAGAACAAUAUCUGCAGGGAAAGUGAAUCUUGGAGCCUUUAGGACAUACCCAAAGGGCUACAAGCCUCCUGAUGAAGGACCUUCUGAGUACCAGACUAUCCCACUUAAUAAAAUAGAAGACUUUGGUGUACACUGCAAACAAUAUUAUGCCUUAGAAGUCUCAUAUUUCAAAUCCUCUUUGGAUCGCAAAUUGCUUGAGCUUUUGUGGAAUAAAUACUGGGUGAAUACGCUGAGUUCCUCUAGCUUGCUUACUAAUGCAGACUAUACCACCGGUCAGGUGUUUGAUUUGUCUGAAAAAUUAGAACAGUCAGAAGCCCAGCUGGGACGAGGGAGUUUCAUGUUGGGUCUAGAAACACAUGACCGAAAGUCAGAAGACAAACUUGCCAAAGCUACACGAGACAGCUGUAAAACUACCAUAGAAGCUAUCCAUGGAUUGAUGUCUCAGGUUAUUAAGGAUAAACUGUUUAAUCAAAUUAACAUCUCUUAAAAAAAUCACUAAGUAGUACUUUUGCCUGAAAGCCAGUAUGAGAAAAAUACUCAAGUAACACUUUGAAACCAGUUACCAAAAACCUGAUUAGAGGAAUAAGGUGCUCUGAAGUAUCCUAAAUAUUAACAUCCUAUAAUAAAAUUCUUUAAAAUAAAA